Macrosiphum euphorbiae (potato aphid) is the source of this 543-nucleotide messenger RNA. Lineage: Eukaryota; Metazoa; Arthropoda; Insecta; Hemiptera; Aphididae. The record is from the annotation of a GenBank genome assembly.
AUGGUCUACAUGACAUUAGGUUCGUUAUUUUUGAUAGCAUUUGGAGCUGACAUAGUUUUCACAGAAGUUUUCUACAAAGAAGAGGAUCCAGUGGGGCAUCCAGUUAAAGUCAAUACUUCUUUACCAAAAGCAGAUUGGGUUUUAACAUUUCAAGAUGAAUAUGAAAACCACAAUUUUGAUAUUGAUCAUGUGGCAGAAUGGAGAUUUUGGUGUAUUAUGGUCAUAACUUUUAUAACAUGUGGAGUAUUUAUCGCGUUAGCUAUUUUAACUCUGUGGCAUGGUCUAUUAAUCAGUUAUGGUGAAACAAGCAUUGAGGGGCAUAUAAAUAAAUUUGAAACAGAACGAUUGGCAGCUAUAAACUUUGAAUAUGUUAAUGUUUAUGAUUAUGGUAUGAAAAUGAAUUGGAUUAUCUUCCUUGGACUUCAUAGUGGAAGAAAUUGGAGACAUAUUGUAUUUCCUUCAACUCAUAAACCUAUAGGAAACGGAUUCAUAUGGCCAACCAAAAAUGAUAUAUGUGAAGUGUUUUAUUAUUAUAAACAGUAA